AUGUCGUCCAGGGUCACCCGCUCGUCCGCCCGUCAAGCAGCGAGCCAAGCAGCGAGUCAAGCAGCAUCCUCCAACCCGACCGUCGCCGCCGCGGUCUCUACGCCUUCCGCAGCAGCCCAGGCACCGAUCCCACUGACCCCAACACCGGGACCGAGUACGCGGAAGCGCAAGAACAAUACCGCUAGCCCGGCACCGGUUGCCACAGAAUCGCCAUCAUCAGUCCGGAGGUCAAAGCGACAACGAGUGACACAGGCAUCACCGCAGCCCCAGCAACCUGCGGACCCAGCUCCGACUCCGUCCACAGCAUCACGCCGCAGGUUGGGCAAGGCUCCCGCGACUAUGUCAAGUCCAGGAACCCCAGCAGGUCAUGCUGGCCCUUCUCUUCCGCCUUCGGCAUCGUCUAGCCGACGAUCCAGCAGAACCAAGAAGCAGCCCCAGACUUCUCGUGGUACGCCCUUGCCAUCUCCACGCCGCCUUGUUCAGGGGUUUACUCAACUGGCAAUAGAUGAAGCCUCUGUCCCUGCAGCUCCCAGCUCGAGUCGACGAUCGAAACGAGUGGCCAACGACGCCCAAGAUCAGGAUGUUGUCAUGAGUGGCACUGACGAACAUGAGAAAGCCUCGGGACUUGAGAAGGCCUCCGCGACUCAGCCGCCACCGCCGCCCCCAGCCGAGGAGGAUAGAUACCCGGAAGACAGUGACGAGAAUGAAGAGGAUGACGACGAGGAUGAGGAAGCAUUGCAGCGGUACGAUGACGGCGACGUUGACCCGUUCAGCGGCUUCGGUGGUCCGGGUGGUCCGGUACCUGGUCUCAGCAGCACCCUCCGGACGCUGACUGGCAUGGUGUCGAGCACCGCAUCCAGGCUUCGAGAGAUUUUGAACAAUCUUCGACAGAAGGAUGAUCCUACAAUGCAGCUCAUCGCACUGCAGGAGCUCUCGGAGCUCUUGCUGAUUUCCAACGAGGACACGCUCUCGGGACAUUUCUCGCCGGAUGCAUUGGUGAAGGAGCUGGUCGCCUUGAUGCAGCCAAACGAGAUCACAGGAGAGGAGAACCCAGAGAUCAUGCUUUUGGCGUGCCGCUGUCUCGCCAACCUAAUGGAAGCCCUGCCGGCCAGCACGUCAAAUGUUGUCUACGGUCACGCGGUCCCUAUCCUCUGCCAGAAGUUGCUCGAGAUCUCCUUCAUCGAUCUUGCGGAACAAGCGCUCAGCACGCUGGAGAAAAUCUCAAUCGAGUACCCUUCGAGUAUCGUCCGUGAAGGCGGCCUAACUGCGUGUCUCUCUUACCUGGAGUUCUUCGCAACUGGCACGCAGCGGGUGGCAGUCACUACCGCCGCGAACUGCUGCCGUAAUCUCGACCAAGAGUCUUUCCCCGUCGUCCGAGAUGUCAUGCCGAUCUUGCUCAAUGUUCUUGGGAGCAACGACCAAAAGGUUGUCGAACAAGGCUCACUCUGCGUCACGCGUAUUGUUGAGAGCUUCAAGUUCCACCCGCACAAGCUUGAGGAGCUCAUCAGCGUCGAUCUGCUGAAGGCUAUUCUCCGCCUCCUCCUUCCUGGAACGACCAAUCUUAUCGGGCCUCACAUCCACACCCAGUUCCUUCGCGUGCUUGCGUUUGCGGCGCGUGCCAGCCCCCGCCUGUCAGCUGAGCUCUUCAAGGCCAACGUCGUUGAGACGCUUUACCAGAUCCUAACAGGGGUCUCUCCCCCAAGCGGCACCGAGGAUCUCGGCUCAAAGCUCGACAGCGUGCUCAUUAUGCAAGCCCUUAUCCACCGGCCGCGCGAUCAGAUCCUCGAGACACUCAACGUCAUCUGCGAGCUCCUUCCCAGCGUUCAAAGACCGGCGAGUCCCACCGGCGAGCAUCUCCUCGAGAUCAGCUCGACCUCUGAGCCUGUGACAUCAUCCUCACUGAGUCCCCGUCGGAAGACGACAAACGAGAAGCGGAUUGAGCUCUUAGAGAACUGCAAGGAAGAAGUACGGAGGUUCUCUAUGAUUCUCUUCCCCACGCUCACCGACGCGUACUCCAGCACUGUCAACUUAAAUGUCCGACAAAAGGUGUUGAUGGCUCAACUCAAGAUGCUCUCGAACCUGGAUAAGGAGAUACUCGUUGAUGCCCUGAAGCCGGUCUCUUUCGCGUCGUUCCUGGCCUCGAUUAUCUUACAACAGGAUGAUCCUACAUUGGUCAUGUUCGCUAUACACGCCGUCGAGUUGCUGAUGAGGCGACUGCCAGAUGUGUACCGUUACCAGCUCUACCGUGAGGGCGUGAUUGCUGAAAUCACUAAACUCGCAACCCAAGAACCGGAGCCGGAAUCGAAGUCUUUUGGCGAGGAGUCACCGGAAGCAACCGGUGAGCCCGAAACCGAGGCUGAGCCGGAGGCCGAGAACAGGUCGUCUGCGGAGCCGGCAGACCGCCAUUCUGACCCCGACGAGUCCCACGCGGAGGACGAGGAAGAGAACGAUGAUGGUGACGAAGAGGACGGAGAUCAUUCUCAUCACUCUUCGGACGACGAAGAUGAAGAACAUGAGCAUGACGACCACGAAGAUGACCGAAGUAGGGAUGGUAUAUCGCCUUCUCCAGUUAGUUCUGAGGGUUCAACCAUGUCGGUUGCGGGACCUCCUGGUCAUAUAGGCUUGAAUCCCCCGUCCAUGAAGACCAAGAUUAGUGUAUUCGCCAAGAAGUUUCUCGAAGUGCACGAAAACGAAAAGGAAGGAACGGCUAUGAAGAAGAAGGCGACUGAGAUCCUUGACAACCUGUCAGCCCUGGCAUCCGAUAUCGAGAACUUCUACCUCCUCCGCAGCUUCCCGUCGCACCAUGCGCUUGAGGACGGCGUAGAGCUCUUCAAGAGACUGGCGUCUUACUUCGACUCGGACGUAUUGGAGAGUGUUACCAGCGCCGAACUGCUCGCAUCGAGCAUCGUGCGUGUUCUUGAGGAAGUCUUGAGCAACCCUGAUGAACAGCUGGCCGUUGCAGCGCAGUCGGCAUUCCUCCAGGUGUUUAUGGGAUACACCGUCAAGUCGAAGCCCAAGACCGCUACGGCCGACUCGCCCGCCACGCCUCUGAGCGUGCUGGUCCACAAGCUUCAGGAUCUGCUCAGCAGGUCCGAACACUUCGAGGUUGUCACGGUUCACCACCAUUCUUUCGACAGCAACCGGAGCAGCGCGGCUUCCAUGCUUGCGAAGCAGAUUCGCCUUAAGCUGGUGGCUGAUGAAGAGUCUGACAUUCCCUGGCACUACCGGAACAUCAUGGUCUCAAUCCAUGCCAUCACCACUUUCAAGUCUCUCGACGACUACCUAAGGCCACGGAUCAGCCUCUCUGACCGGCCCCGUGGCUCUAAGAGGGACGCGGUUUCACGUGCGUUGGCUGCCAUGGCGAGCUCGGGCCUUCCCGUGAGCGCUGCAGCGGCCAGGCUCAUGGAGCGAUCGCUACCGCCAUCGGGCUUUUCAAACCCGGCACCUCCUCCUCCUCCUCCUCCUCCGCCUCCUGCUGCCGCCUCUUCUCAAUCAUCUGGCUCCCGAUCGGCGCGGAAGCACAAGAUUAAACUGCAGCCGGGUAAUGACGCUCCGGCGACGCCGCAAGCAUCGUCUUCAAGGGGAAAGGUGACGCUGCGGCGGUCGUUGCGCCGCCAAGCGGUGUCGGAGGGCAUCCCCUCGCGUCCCCCGCCCGACGACGAGGACAAUGUUGGGAAUACGCUGGAGUGUGCUGACGAGAAGCAGCUGUCGGAUGAUGAGGAGAUGGAUGAUGGCAGCGCGCUCGAUAUGGUGCGUGACGUCGAUGCAGGAAUGUCGGACGCACCGACGCCUGACCCAUCUGCUGUCAACCUGGAGGUUGCAGCUGGAGGCAAGGUUACGGCCCGCAAAGAGGAUGGAACGAGGGUGCCAACGCCGUCUCAGAGCCAGAAUCGGCCGGCGGCUGCCUUACCUAGCCGUACAAGCGCGUUGACGGCGGCUUUGCAAGGAUCGCCGACGCCCCCGGCGUCCGCAAUGCCGAUGUCGUAUGCCGCGGCGAUCCAGUCGGUCCCUCAAGAUUGGCAUAUCGAGUUCAGCAUUGACGGCAAGGUCAUUCCCAAUGAGACUACCAUCUACCGAGCUGUGCAUAGUUCUGCAAAGACGACCGAGGACAGCUCUGGACGGAACAUUUGGUCAACGGUGCAUCCUAUCAAGUUCAAGCGCGUUCCAGGCCCUCCUCCCGCCGAGCCUUCGGCCUUCGGGAGCACGGCGGAUACAGGAACCGAGGGCGAAGAUGGCGGUGCCCCUGUAUCCCUGUCCAAGUUCCCCGUUACCUCGUCGAUUCUGCGGUUGCUGAAGAAACUGCAUGAUCUCAACGCCAAUAUCGACGAUGUCCUUGUGGAGAACAAGGAGACGCUCAGGGUCAACGUCGAGCCCUUGUCGCAAUUCGUCAACACCAAGCUGACUGCGAAGCUGAACCGGCAGCUGGAGGAACCGCUAAUCGUGGCGAGCAACUGCCUUCCCAGUUGGAGUGAGGAUUUGGCGAGACUGUAUCCCUUCCUGUUCCCCUUUGAGACGCGCCAUCUCUUCCUACAGUCCACGUCGUUUGGCUAUGCGAGAUCCAUGAGUCGUUGGCAGAAUGCUCAGUCUCAGGAGGAAGCCCGGAGGGACCGUCGAGACGAUAGGCCCUUCCUCGGCCGCCUACAGCGCCAGAAGGUCCGUAUUUCUCGGUCGAAGAUCCUGGAGUCAGCCGUGAAGGUCAUGGACCUAUAUGGCGCUUCACAGAGUAUCCUCGAGGUCGAGUAUUUUGACGAAGUCGGUACUGGACUGGGGCCUACACUGGAGUUCUAUUCGACCGUGUCCAAGGAGUUCUGUAAGAAAAAGCUCAAGCUCUGGCGGGACAAUGACCCCAACGGUGACGAUGAGUUUGUCUCUGGGUCCAACGGUCUCUUCCCCCGGCCGCUCAGCGAGGAGUUUGCAGCGUCGGAAGAAGGGGAGAAGAUCCUUCAGCUGUUCAAGAUACUCGGCAAGUUUGUCGCUCGGUCCAUGAUCGACUCCCGCAUCAUUGAUAUCAACUUCAAUCCCAUAUUCUUCCGCAUUGGCGACGAGUCUGCCGCUGUGCGUCCGUCUCUCGGUGCGGUCAAGUCUGUGGAUCCGGUCAUUGCGAGGUCGCUCAUGACAGUCAAGAAGUUCGCUCUGGCGAAGAAGGUCAUUGACGAGGAUCCGAGCCGCACAGCCGCACAGAAGGUUAUUGAUACCGAGAACAUCGUGGUGGAUAAGAUCCGGAUCGACGACCUGUAUCUUGACUUCACCUUGCCCGGAUACCCGGAGAUUGAACUCAUCCCCAAGGGGUCUCAAACACAGGUGUCCAUUCACAACGUUGAUCUCUAUCUGGAGAAGGUUAUCGACAUGACUCUGGGAAGCGGAGUUCGACGGCAGGUAGAUGCCUUCCGCACGGGCUUCUCGCAGGUGUUCCCAUACUCGGCACUGAGUGCCUUUACGCCGGAUGAGCUCUGUACGCUCUUUGGACGGGUGGAGGAGGAUUGGUCGCUCGAGACCCUCAUGGACUCGGUCAAGGCGGACCACGGGUACAACAUGGACAGCAAGACAGUCAAGAAUCUGUUGCAGGCCAUGAGCGAGUUCACUCCAACUCAACGCCGUGACUUCCUGCAAUUCACAACGGGUAGCCCGAAGCUCCCUAUUGGCGGUUUCAAGAAGCUAACGCCGAUGUUCACGGUGGUUUGCAAACCGAGCGAGGCGCCAUACACUUCAGAUGAUUAUCUCCCUAGCGUCAUGACGUGUGUUAACUACCUCAAACUGCCCGACUACUCGAGCAUCGAUAUCCUGAGGAAGCGGCUUUUCACCGCCAUCAAGGAGGGCCAGGGGGCAUUCCACCUAUCUUGA
Molecule: messenger RNA, 5841 nt
Organism: Chaetomium strumarium
Lineage: Eukaryota; Fungi; Ascomycota; Sordariomycetes; Sordariales; Chaetomiaceae
Exons: 4
Coding region: 1-5841 (1946 amino acids)
Biological process (GO): proteasome-mediated ubiquitin-dependent protein catabolic process; protein polyubiquitination
Cellular component (GO): nuclear speck
Molecular function (GO): ubiquitin protein ligase activity
Source: RefSeq, a predicted model, not a curated record